CCCACCGCUGCCUGCUCCUUUGCUGCUGCAGUCAUCUCUCUUAUCCCUUGACUACAUUUCCUGUCGUCUUCUCAAUCACCGUUUUUGCAGCUUCAGCACCAGCGAUAACAGCUAAGUGGUCAAUUCUGGGACUCGGGUUGGGAGUCAGGGUGGGUGCGAGGCGUAAGCAGUACAAGCUAGCCCGCCAUCUGCUGCGGCAGCCGCCACUGCUGCAGACACCUCUCCUGGGCGGGAAAGGAGAACACUGUCAAAAGGUCCACGCUGUUCCAUUGCCCACGGUCAGAGUUAGAACGUUUCUGUCAAGACUUGGGGAGAGCCUUGCACUUGGGGAAAGGAGGAAAGACCCAGAGAUCACGAAAAAAUAUCUCAUUUUGGGUAGUGUUGACUUUUUGUCAUCUUAACUGAGGAAGUGGCAGCUUUGCUUGAGCCUCCUUAAACCCUGAGCCAUGUCACCCCCAACUGUGCCCCCGAUGGGUGUAGAUGGCGUCUCUGCAUACCUGAUGAAGAAAAGGCACACCCACAGGAAGCAGCGGCGCAAGCCCACUUUCCUCACGCGUAGGAACAUCGUGGGCUGCCGCAUUCAGCACGGCUGGAAGGAAGGCAAUGAGCCCGUGGAGCAGUGGAAGGGCACUGUGCUCGAGCAGGUUUCCGUGAAGCCCACUCUCUACAUCAUCAAAUAUGAUGGCAAAGAUAGUGUGUAUGGUCUAGAGCUGCACCUAGAUAAGAGAGUUUUAGCGUUAGAAAUCCUUCCUGAAAGAGUGCCAACUCCUCACAUUGAUUCGCGCCUGGCGGAUUCCCUGAUUGGCAAAGCAGUGGGGCAUGUGUUUGAGGGUGAGCAUGGUACGAAAGAUGAAUGGAAGGGCAUGGUUCUGGCGCGAGCUCCUGUGAUGGACACUUGGUUUUACAUAACUUAUGAGAAAGAUCCUGUCCUUUAUAUGUACACGCUGCUGGAUGACUACAAAGACGGUGACCUGCGCAUCAUUCCAGAUUCCAACUACUAUUUCCCUACAGCAGAACGGGAGCCUGGAGAAGUGGUCGACAGCCUCGUGGGCAAGCAAGUGGAACACGCCAAAGAUGAUGGGUCCAAGAGAACCGGCAUAUUUAUCCAUCAAGUGGUGGCCAAGCCAUCCGUCUACUUCAUUAAGUUUGAUGAUGAUAUUCACAUUUAUGUAUAUGGCUUGGUGAAAACCCCCUAAAUUCAUUGUGCUCUUUGCAAAAGUCAUGGAACUAUUAAAUGUAAAACGUCAUGUUCUUGUAAUUGUGAAUUUUUGGAACAGAAUGGUGUCAGAGGUUCAGGAAUUUAUUAUUACUUUUUACUUUUGUGCCUCCAAAUCUUACAACGACUAGUCCCACAGUUUUGUCCCAAGGGUACACUGGUACUUUUGAUAUGGCUUUGUUGUAUAAUUGAAUAUUUAAUUUGGGUGUUAAUAGAAAACUGAAAAGUAUUCAUUACCAUUGGAACAAUGAAAAACUAAAGAAAAAUCAGUGGUGUAACUCCACACAAGAUCCUUUCUCCCAUUUUAUUAUCUCCCCUUUCUUCUUUCCAGGUAACAAGUGUUAAGAACAUGAUAUAUAACCUUACACGUUUUCCCCAUCCACUUACAGAAAGUUUGUUGUAGUCUCUUCUGUAAAAAUGAAAAGCCACAUCAUUUCUCUGUAAUUGCUUUUCACAUUUGGAAUAUCCAUGAUAUCUGUUCUAAUCAGUAGCUGCAAGUCUCUCUCUCUCUCUCUCUCUCUCCCCCUCUACCCCCUCUUGUCCUCUCCCAGUUCCCCUCUGCCCCUGGAAUUUACUUUGUAUUUGUUAUAACACAGAGGUCAAAUUAUGCAUUCUGUUCACAUCAGGUGCCUGAUUAAGCCAUCACAUUUAUUAAAUAAAUCACCUUUUCCCCUCUUCUUCUUUCUCUCCUUCCCUCUAGCAGCUGCCUAUACAGUACAUUUAUAUACCAAAAAGAUAUUCAGGCAUUCUAUCACUGAUGGUCACUUAAAUUAUUUCCUUUCCUUUUUUGACCAUAGCACUGCUGCAAUAAAUACUGGUGAUUUUAUUUCUAUUGGGUAGAUUCCCAGAAAUGGGAUUGCUAGGUAGGGAUAUAUUUAAUUUUAAGUAAUAUUAAAAAAUUACUAUACAAAAUGAAAGUGCUAAUUUCCCAUUAUCCUGUCCAGUACUCUUUCAAGUUUGCAAAUCCGGAGGGUGAAACAUUAAAUAGUAAUUUUUUAAUUGACAAAUUCAAGGAGUUUUGUUUUUUUAACUGUUUGGAUUUU
Molecule: messenger RNA, 2259 nt
Organism: Neogale vison (American mink)
Lineage: Eukaryota; Metazoa; Chordata; Mammalia; Carnivora; Mustelidae
Gene: SPIN4
Product: spindlin family member 4
Exons: 1
Coding region: 447-1196 (249 amino acids)
Biological process (GO): gamete generation; regulation of DNA-templated transcription
Cellular component (GO): nucleoplasm; cytosol
Source: RefSeq, a predicted model, not a curated record